UCUUAGGGGCGUUGCUGGGUUUUAUCCUGACAUGACCCCCUCCCCUACCACUGCCAUCUCAUGCUCCUCCACUGACAGCUCCUCAAUUAUGCCGCCUAAUAAUGAGCAGGCAGGGACGGUCAGCCUAAUGAUAUUGUAUGUCACCGCCACGACUUGGCAGAGUUUCUGCUGAAUCAUGGUGAGCAUGUUCUCACAGCCUUUAUAGGAAGCUGCGCGUCCACCGCACGCUCAUUGUCUCCGAGCCUGCCCUGGAGAAAGGAGGACAGUUAAGAAAACAAAGCGGAGACCUUGGGACGUCCUGCCUUACGCUUCCCUGUGCUUUCCGUUCCUGUGUGCGGUUUUCGGAGAACGUACACGGAAUCCUCCUGCCGAACCUUUCGGUGCAUGUUACAGAUCGCAGGAUCUCCGACCAGAGUCUGACUCGUGUAUGCUUCCUCAGGUCGCAAGAAUGACCUGCAGAAAAGUGACCAAGCUUGUCCGGAGCGUUGAGCAGUCGGAGGGGGAUGGUGCCCGUGUCCACAGGAGCAUUGGCAGACCAGAGCUAAGAAAUUUGGAUCCAUUCCUGAUGUUGGAUGAAUUUAAAGGGGGCAAACCAGCAGGCUUCCCAGAUCACCCUCACAGAGGAUUUGAAACAGUUUCUUACUUACUGGAUGGAGGGUCCAUGGCGCAUGAAGACUUUUGUGGACACGUUGGCAGAUUGGACCCUGGAGACUUGCAGUGGAUGACAGCUGGCCGUGGUAUUGUCCAUGCAGAGAUGCCUUGUACAGAUGAACCAGCACAUGGAUUACAACUGUGGGUUAAUCUGAGAAGUUCUGAGAAGAUGGUUCCACCCGAAUACCAGGAGCUAAAAAAUGCUGACAUUCCCAAACCAUCGAAAGAUGGAGUAACCGUUACUGUUAUCUCUGGAGAGUCAAUGGGAAUCAAGUCAAAAGUCUAUACAAGAACACCGACUCUGUUCCUGGACUUCAAACUAGAAAAAGGUGCAAAGUUCACCCAGGCCAUACCUAAAGGAUGGACCGCUUUCAUCUACACACUGCAAGGAGUGAUACAAGUUGGUUCACCUGACUCCCACAAAAAAAUUGAGGCUCACCACACAGCAGUGCUGGAAGAUGGCGACGAUGUACAGCUGGAAAACAAGGGGGAUGAACUGGCCCACUUGGUUUUGGUUGCUGGAGAACCGAUAAAUGAACCUGUCGUGCAGCAUGGUCCGUUUGUGAUGAACACAAGAGAAGAAAUUUCCAAGACCAUUGAGGAUUACCACCUCUGCAAAAAUGGAUUUGAAAAAGCCAGUACGUGGAAAUCUAAGAUUGGGAAAAAAUAAACUGGAAAGAUUAUGCACAUUUUUCGAAGAAUUCAUGUACUGACAGUCGAUAUGAAUAGAGCUAUACUCUUAUAAUGGAUGCUUAGGAAUUUGGGCUUUUGUUACAAUCUCUAUAAUAGCAUAUUCUGUAUUUUUAUAUCUAACUCUAGUAUAUCUUGUAAAUGUUGGUGAAGAUACCAGGGAGGAACAUAUGAUGCUCUGUUUGCACUGUUUGAAAUUGAUGUUAUAAAUUUCUAGUAAUAAAACUAUUAUCCCUUAAGCUAAAAAAAAAAAUCAUAUAUGUUACUGUGUAAGGGAAGCUCACAAAAUCACUGGCUCAGGGGUUAGCACUGUUGUCUUGAAGCACUGGUGCCUCCUGGCUUGAAUCCAAACACUGCAAAAUCUGCAUGGAGUUUGUAUGUUCUGAAUGUGCACAUGUGAGUAUUGGUUCUACUUACUGGAACAGCUAUAGGGCAGUGUUGCAAUGUACAAUGUGCAGAUUGAGCCAUGGGUGGAAUAUCUUCAUCUAAAAUAAUCCCUUGCUAGAUUGUCUGCCAGGGGCAGACUGGCAACUUAAAGUGGCCCUGGAAAAAAAACUAAAAGUGGCUCAACCAAAUUGACAGACGUUGGGGAACAAAAGUAAGCAGGGCAAACACAAGAAGGCAGGGUGCACCAUACUAUCUGCAAUGCAGGCCACAGGACUCAUCCAGCCUGAGGCCUUAGAUGCCCUCCUGGAAGCCUAGUACCUAUUUCCUAUGAGAGUGAAUGGCUCGGCAGGAAGCCCUAGGCUCCUGUGCCCUCAACAGUAUUAAGCUGUAUCACCGUCCUGAUAUUGGUGAUACAGUUGACAUGAGGGCACCUGUGGUACCCAGCCGGAUACAUA
This is a messenger RNA of Bufo bufo (common toad), 2183 nucleotides long. RefSeq names its product pirin (gene PIR). Gene Ontology annotation, molecular function: quercetin 2,3-dioxygenase activity. Gene Ontology annotation, biological process: monocyte differentiation. Gene Ontology annotation, cellular component: nucleus. The record is from RefSeq and is a predicted model, not a curated record. NCBI's taxonomy places the organism in Eukaryota, Metazoa, Chordata, Amphibia, Anura, Bufonidae. The transcript has 10 exons. Bases 428 to 1321 code for a protein of 297 amino acids.